Molecule: messenger RNA, 3594 nt
Organism: Trematomus bernacchii (emerald rockcod)
Lineage: Eukaryota; Metazoa; Chordata; Actinopteri; Perciformes; Nototheniidae
Product: protein IWS1 homolog
Exons: 15
Coding region: 136-2115 (659 amino acids)
Biological process (GO): poly(A)+ mRNA export from nucleus
Cellular component (GO): nucleus
Source: RefSeq, a predicted model, not a curated record
ACCAUUUUGGCUCUCAGUUAGCUUUUAGUUUCUAAAAAAAAACGUAUAAUUUCUCCCGCUUUUGUAUUAAAGUUAAAACAAACACAGAGCCGUCAGCUGUUUGGAUCUGAACCCGAGCCUUUGUUCUUCAGGGAAAUGGACGGAGAAGAGGAAGACUUUGUGUCCGGGAGAAACUCUGACGAUGGAGGCGGCACUCCGGUUCAGGAUGAACUCCCGGGGUCAGACGGCGGCCAUCAGUCUGAGGACGAUGGCAGUAACGAUGGAGACGCCCCGAAACCCAUGGAAGGAGGAGGCAGUGAUGAUGAAGAGGAGCAGCGAAGAGGAGGCGGCAGCGAUGAAGAGGCUCGUCCUCGAGCCGCCGACAGCGACAACGAAUCCUCUCCUCCGGUGAAACGCAGGAUGAGCGGCUCAGAGGACGAGUCGCCCGCCAAACACACGUCAGAUAACGAGGAGGGCGGGGCGUCGCCUGCCGCCAAACGCAGGGCGAGCAGCUCAGACAUGGAGGAGGAAGAGGAGGGGAAGAAGGAGGAAGAGGAGGAGAGGAAGAAAGCAGACAGCGACUCGGAGAACGACAAACACCACAGUGACUCUGAAACAGAGACGCCUGCAAGACGCAAGGCGGCACAGAUAGACUCUGGGGGGGAGGGGGGGGCGCAGCAGGAGGAGGGAGGAGGAGGAGGGAAGUGGAAGGCUGUCAUGCAGUCUGAUAGUGAGGAGGAAGAGGAGGGCAAACAGAAGAAGGCUGCAGCAGCAGGAAGUGAUGGAGAGCAGCAGAAAGACGACAGUGAAGACGAGAAGCCAGUGAAGAGGAAGAAGGCCAUCCUGUCAGACAGCGAGGAAGAAGACGAGGAGAAGACCAACAAACCAGUGAAGAGGAGUCGGGCGAUGUCUGACGAGGAGAACUCGGACAGAGACGGCCAUGACGACACGUUAGCCAAACUGAGGGAGCUGGGCUCAGACAGCAGUGAUGAAGAGGAGGGGUCAAAGGUCACAGAGGAGAAGAAGGACGAGAAGGCUCUGUUCGGGAGCGACAGCGAAUCAGGAGAGGGCGAGGAGGAGGAGAAGAUGAUCGCUGACAUCUUCGGAGAGUCCGGGGACGAAGAGGAGGAGGAGUUCACCGGAUUCAACCAGGAGGAUCUGGAGGAGAAGAAGGAGGCGCAGGAGGAGGAGCAGCAGCAGGAGGACUCGGACUCUGACGAGGGGGUGGACCGCAGCGGGCAGGACAUGAGCAUGAUGUCAGACUUCGACGUCAUGCUGGCGAAGAGGAAGGCGAUGAACAGCCGGAAGCGCAGAAACCGUGACGGAGGAACGUUCAUCAGCGACGCCGACGACGUGGUCAGCGCCAUGAUCAGCAAGAUGAACGAGGCCGCCGAGGAGGACCGCACUCUGAACGCUCUGAAGAAACCGGCGUUAAAGAAACUCACGCUGCUGCCGCACGUGAUCCUGCACCUGAGGAAACAGGACUUGAAGGAGACGUUCAUCGACAGCGGCGUGAUGUCUGCCAUCAAAGAGUGGAUCAGUCCUCUUCCAGAUAAAUCUCUCCCUGCUCUGAGGAUCCGAGGAGAGCUGCUGCGCAUCCUGCAGGAGCUGCCCAGUGUGAGUCAGGAGACUCUGAAGCACAGCGGCAUCGGGCGCUCCGUCAUGUUCCUCUACAAACACCCCAAAGAGUCCAGAGCCAACAAAGACCUCGCCCUCAAACUCAUCAAUGAGUGGUCUCGGCCCAUCUUCGGCCUCACGUCGAACUACAAAGCAAUGACGAGAGAGGAGAGGCAGCAGAGAGACCUGGACCAGCAGAUGCCUCAGAAACAGAGACUCAGUCGGGGGGGGCAGACGCCUCGCAGAGAUCUGGAGAAACAGCUGACCGGAGAGGAGAAAGCUCUGAGACCAGGAGACCCCGGGUUCUGCGCCCGCGCCCGCGUGCCCAUGCCCUCCAACAAGGACUACGUGGUGAGACCCAAGUGGAACAUCGAGAUGGAGUCAAACAGGCUCGGCCCCCUGAAGAAGGGGAUGUCUCGCGUUGAUAAACAGAUGAGGAGGAUCGCAGAUAUUCGACGCAUGACGAAGCCGGGCCACGCCGUGAAGAUCAGCGUUCAGGGGAACCACAUGCCGCUCUGAUUUGAGAUCCUUAGCAUUUAGUAUUCUUUAUUUUGUAUGUGUUUUCCUGAAUAUCCCCAAUAAUCUCCUGCUGCUCCUCCUGAGGUCAAAUCACAGAGAAGAAGUGAGGAAACAUUCAGAGUGGAUUCCAAAAUGAUCCUCAGAAUCAGAGAUAGCUCGAUGCUAACAUAACGGGUUCAUUUGUUGUCCCAAUAUUAGCUUAUGUUAGUAGUUAGCUCCAAUGCUCUAGCUCUAAGGUAAUUUUAGCCGCUAGCUACGUUAGCUUCAGCUCUGCAUUAAGUAACCUUGGCAAGUUAGCAUACUAAUGUUAGCACACUAGCAUCAUUAGCCCAAGCUAGGAGUUAACUAAUGUUAGCACACUAGCAUCAUUAGCCCAAGCUAGGAGUUAACUAAUGUUAGCACACUAGCAUCAUUAGCUCAAGCUAUGUUAGCACACUCUCAUCAUUAGCCCAAGCUAGGAGUUAACUCAUGUUAGCACACUAGAAUCAUUAGCCCAAGCUAGGAGUUAACUGAUGUUAGCACACUAGCAUCAAUAGCUGAAGCUAGGAGUUAACUGAUGUUAGCACACUAGCAUCAUUAGCUGAAGCUAGGAGUUAACUAAUGUUAGCACACUAGCUACAUUAGCCCAAGCUAGGAGUUAACUGAUGUUAGCACACUAGCAUCAAUAGCUGAAGCUAGGAGUUAACUGAUGUUAGCACACUAGCAUCAUUAGCUGAAGCUAGGAGUUAACUAAUGUUAGCACACUAGAAUCAUUAGCCCAAGCUAGGAGUUAACUAAUGUUAGCACACUAGCUACAUUAGCCCAAGCUAGGAGUUAACUGAUGUUAGCACACUAGCAUCAAUAGCUGAAGCUUGGUGUAAUGUUAGCAGUUAGCUACAUCAGGUUGAGCUCUAAAUAUACUAAUGUUAACAUAUUAGCUUCACUAGCUUUAGCUCCAAGGUUAAUGUUAGCAUCGUUAGCCACAUUAGCUCUAUAUUUUUAAAGGUUAAAUCUUGUUUUAAGGGAGUAAAACUUUGAAAAGUCGAUUAAGGGCAGAAAUAAAGAGAUUUCUCCGUGAAGCUGGUUUCAAAGUGAGAACCCUUCGAUAACAACGAGCCUUUAGGGAUCACGUGUAUCCGGCCACCUUCAGGUUGAUCAAGUAAAAGUGACGUAGAGCCUCACUAAAGUGCCUCUGAUGACGUUAGAUGUUACCUCAUGACGAUACUGCUGAUUGAAUACCUGUGAUUGUUGAUUUAGAAACAGAUAAUGAGGAUCAUUUCGGGACAUUUUGAGUUUUUCUAUCCUUCAUUUUUCUCUAAACUUUUCUAACGUUGGAUUUGAAAACAAUUUUUUUUUCCUGACGCUGGUUUUUUUGGUUUUUUUCUGAAAGAGAAGGCGUUGCUCCUUUUUGUCCCUCCUCUGCUGCCGUAGCGUCUGUACAGAAGUCUGAAAGCUGUUCUGAUCAGGUGAAACUUUUCUUAAUAAAAACUCAGAAACUCA